AUGUUCAAAUCACUUUCAUCGAUUCUCUUGUUGUCGUGUUUGAUGGUCUUGUUAGUGGCUACCUCCACUCUGGCCGAUGAAGUUGAAUUGGAGAAUGAUAAGCCAAUCAACUAUAGAAAUAGAAUGUUGGUUGUUUUGGAAUCCGCACAACUCAAGACAAGUCAUUCUAAAUUCUUUGAAGGAUUGAAGAAGGCUGGCUUUUCUCUUGAAUUUAAAUUGGCUUUUGAUUCUAUUUCUUUGAUGAGAUAUGGAGAGAAUUUGUAUGAUCAUUUACUCAUUAUGGCACCAAAGGCAAAGAAGCUCGGAGGUGAUUUGGAAGAUGCCAACAAGAUUCUCAACUUUAUCGAUCGUGGACACAAUGUAUUCAUUGCUGCUCAUGCUGAUGGUCUCUCCCAAACUCUCAGAAAGGUUGCUACUGAAAGUGGAAUUGAUUUGGAUGAUGAAGGAACCAAUGUUAUUGAUCAUUUCAAUUAUGAUGUUAAGCUUGACUCGGACAAGCACACAACAAUUGUUAUUGGAAAUGAAAAGCAAUUCCCAUCAAAGAAGGUUAACAUUUUGGGAGAUGCCAAAUUCUCACAACAACCAGUUCUCUAUCGUGGUCUUGGCAUGCUCUUAAAACCAACAAACAAGUUGCUCGUUCCAAUUCUUAGCGGAGCUUCCACUAGCUAUUCAUAUAGCACUUCUGACGAGAGAGUUCAAUCUGAACCACUAGUGAAAGGAAGAGACACUGUUUUGGUGGGUGCUAAUCAAGCUCGUAAUGGAGCUAGAUUGACUAUUUGCGGCUCAAUGGAUUUACUUUCGAAUGAUUUCUUUGAUGCUUCUGUCACCCAAUUCAGUUUAGAUGGAAAUCACAAGUCCUUUGCUCAUUCUGGAAAUGAAUUAUUUGCUAUUGAGCUUGCUAAGUGGGCUUUCCAAGGAAGAGGAUUGCUGAGACACACUAAGGUACAUCAUUAUUUGGCUGAUGACUCAACUAAAACUCAACCUUCAGCCUAUCGAGUUGGACAAGAUUUGACCUAUACUGUUGCCAUUGAGGAAUGGAAUGGAAAAGAGUGGACUCCAUUUAUUGCUGAUGACAUUCAAGUAGAUUUUGUGAUGCUUCACCCAUAUCAAAGACAAUUCUUAAAGUACGAUCCUGCCACUCAAAAAUACACCAGCACAUUUAAAGCUCCUGAUACGUAUGGUGUUUACAAGUUUGUAGUUGACUACAGAAGACAAGGUUACAACCAGUUAAUAUUUGCUGAUCAAGUCACAGUUAGACCAAUGCACAUCAACGAAUUUGAACGUUUCGUGCCAGCAGCUUAUCCAUAUUACACAGCUGUCUUUGUUAUGAUGGGAGGAUUCUUCGUUUUUGUCAUUCUUUUGACCUUCACCGAAGAGAAGCGAAAGGAAGAGUAA
Messenger RNA from Naegleria lovaniensis, 1395 nucleotides. RefSeq lists its product as uncharacterized. Lineage: Eukaryota; Heterolobosea; Eutetramitea; Acrasida; Naegleriidae. The transcript has 2 exons. The coding region runs from base 1 to 1395 and encodes 464 amino acids. The record is from RefSeq and is a predicted model, not a curated record. Gene Ontology annotation, cellular component: endoplasmic reticulum membrane; oligosaccharyltransferase complex.